UUAAGAAGUGCUGGGAUUUUAGGCUAUGCGGAAUUGCGGAUGCACUAGCUCGACGAAGUGGCGAGUUGAUUCGGAAACUUCAGGAAGUGCGAUCUGAUGUGGGCGGCUUUAAGAUCCCGAUAUCUACGUCUAUCUGCAACAUCGUUGCCUUCGUCUUCUCUCACUGAUCGAUCGUGGAAGCUAGGGUAUUCAGGUUUAAAUCGGACGUUCUCUUCGUCCAGCGCGGAGAGCAGUAGUAAAGAGUUGCUCAGCCUGCAAGAGGUGGAGAAGGUUCUGAGCGAUGUGAGAGCAGAUGACGUGACGGUGAUUCCAGUGGGGAACCAAUGCGAUUGGGCCGAUUUCAUGGUGAUUGCCACCGGUAGGUCCACGUGGCACAUUAAGAACAUCGCUCAAGCCCUAAUUUACAAGGUUAAGCAGAAGCAAAAAGGAGCUAAGCGGUUGGUUCUACCCAGUGUGCAAGGACAAGAGACGGGAAAAUGGAUUGUUGUUGACUCUGGCAGGGUGAUAGUUCAUGCUCUCGACGAGAAGGCGAGGGCUUAUUACAAUUUGGAAAAUCUUUGGACUCCAAGGACAGUCCUGAAGGAACCAGUUGAGGAGUUGACAAAAGCUUUUGUAAAGGUUCGUCGUGUUAAUAAUUCCAAAAAGCCAGCCCAGAGAAGUGCUUAAUCAAUUGACAACUCGGAUUUUGUAGAUGUAGCUAGUUACAUGAUAAAGUUCUUUGCUACUUGUAGUUGAAAACCAUAGAAUUGAUAUCUGAUCAAUAGUUCUUUCGGAGCUUGUGUUGUACUGCUA
This is a messenger RNA of Theobroma umbraticum, 792 nucleotides long. Its product is annotated as Lojap-related protein. NCBI's taxonomy places the organism in Eukaryota, Viridiplantae, Streptophyta, Magnoliopsida, Malvales, Malvaceae. Gene Ontology annotation, biological process: negative regulation of ribosome biogenesis; negative regulation of translation. The record is from RefSeq and is a predicted model, not a curated record. Gene Ontology annotation, molecular function: ribosomal large subunit binding.